Molecule: messenger RNA, 420 nt
Organism: Paramuricea clavata
Lineage: Eukaryota; Metazoa; Cnidaria; Anthozoa; Malacalcyonacea; Plexauridae
Source: the annotation of a GenBank genome assembly
AUGACGACUCACAUAGCAAAUAAGACUUCUUUACCAACCCGAGAGCGCAUUAUUGCUUUAUGGGCGGAAGGUGAAAGCAAUAACAAUAUUGCUACACAUUUUGGCAUAACUAGGCAUACGGUAUCGAAUAUUGUUGGAAACAUGAUGGAAAGAGGCCAUUUACUAGAUAUAAAACCAGGAGGGAAACCUAGAGAGAGAGCCAAACCGAACAUAGUAGAACACAUCGAAUUUCAAAAGCUAUCAAAACCAAGCACAUCUGCCGUCGAAAUACAAGCGACCUUGCUAAACGAUAGGGUAUGUACAGUUGACAAUCUUCCAGCAAAAUCAACAAUUGGGGAUAUAAUUAAAAACGAUCUGAACUAUACAUACAAAAAACGUACAGUAAUACCCGAAGAAUCGCUGACUGAAGUCGUUAUAUAA